AUGUCUAUUCUGAGCCUAGAGCGUCCUAUAAGGAAAGUUGAUUAUUUUGUUUAUUGGAAAUAUACGCGCGAUGGAUUUUUUGCUACCAAAUCAGCCUACUUACAGGUUUUAUCUAACCAUUUUGCUUCCCCUGGUGCAUUGCUCUCUCCUACAUGGUGGAAACGUCUAUGGGGUUUGCCUAUUCUUCCUAAGUGGAAGAUGUUAGCCUGGAAGACCAUUCUUCAUAAUGCUUUACCUGCAAUGGACACGCUCUCGAGAAAAGGUAUUCAAGUGGAUUUGACUUGUGUUUUCUGUCAUACAUUUGAUAAAUCGGUAGCUCAUUUGUUUCAAGACUGCCCUUUUACUGGUCCUCUGGGUGUAAUGUGGAUUGGGGCGAUUUGGUUAACAAGGAACAAUGUUAGAUUUCGUUCGGCGGUUUACUCUCCACACUCUAUUUUGGACUUGGCUUCAGAUUGGUGCCGCAGAAGCCAGAGUGCUCGUAAUUUGAAAGUUUCUCCUAUGGAUAAACCGACAGGUUUUAAGUGUCCACAGUCCACUUAUGUGCUUUGUGGUGCUUUGACUGUCGGUUGUGACUAUACUAUGUUAUUUGAUGGGGCUUGGGAUAAGGAUUCUCAUAAGGCUGGUACUGGUUGGUGUUUUCAUUCGGCCUCUUCGCCUCAUUCUGUUGGUGGUGGUGCUAAAGCUUGUGUGGCUAGCUCGAAGCUUCAUUCGGAGUUACUUGCUUGCCUUUUUGGUCUUCAACAGGCUCGUUUGCGAGGGUUUACUCGAGUCCUUCUUACUGACUGCUUGAUUAUUCCCCGUCUUCUUUUGAGUCAAGAUCCAGAGAAUAUUUCGGUCAUAUGGAUUCUAUAG
Molecule: messenger RNA, 852 nt
Organism: Chenopodium quinoa (quinoa)
Lineage: Eukaryota; Viridiplantae; Streptophyta; Magnoliopsida; Caryophyllales; Amaranthaceae
Exons: 2
Coding region: 1-852 (283 amino acids)
Molecular function (GO): RNA-DNA hybrid ribonuclease activity; nucleic acid binding
Source: RefSeq, a predicted model, not a curated record